UCGUUUUGGUGAAUGGGAUUCAUUAGGGUUUUGUGAAUUUUUUGAAGGGAUGGGGAUUGAGGUUGUAGGACUCGGGGUGGCAAUGAGUGGAGCGUGACGACUCUAUUUGGGCGAUAGUUUUUUUUAUUUGCAUGCCACUUGAGAAUGUAGGGGUGGGUUGUAAUGCGUUGCACUUCGUUGGACUUGACUGUGGCAUUAGGUGAUAUGUAAUCCCGUGUCUAAGAUGCAGUUUAGCCUGCACUAUGACAGUCUUUUUGUCAGGAAUCGCAUUAGGUCAUGUUAAUCGGAUCGCCCACGCAUCCUAGCUCAGCUGCUUUUUCCUGCACCGUACAAACUCAAAAAUAAGCUCUGUGAGAAGCAUCGAACAUCACCGAAUAUCGUCAUGAAUCGCUUUAAAGGCUGAUGCUAAUUGCCUGGAAGGCUGAUGUUCAUUGAUCGAAUGGGCACUAGAGAUUUUCCGAACUGUUUUUGUGAAAGCGCAUUCACGUUUUUCACUUCUGGUAUCUUUGAAGAUGUUGAUUGUAGGACACUAAAGUUAACAGCCUCUGUUGUUACUUGCCAUCUUUUUCUUUUAACCCGUCUUUCCUGAAUAUAGAGCGCAGCAUUAAUUGCGCAGUAGCACGAGAUCGCACCACUCAGAAGGGCGUGUAGGUUUCAUGUAGUGUUCAAUUUUCCCUGAUAUAUCAUCUCUGAUACUCUUCCUGACUCUUCAAUGAAAGCACGGUCAUAGUUGCAAAGGUUUAUUUCGUUUAGAUUUUCUUUGAGUGUUCCAUUCGCCCACCAUACAGUAUUUUUAUUUCGGGGUCCCUUUGGUGCUUCCAAUUGGCUCCUUUAAUCGCAAGUGAAUAUAGGUUUUCUCCUGCUAAUGGAAGGAUUUUCGUUUGCCCUCGAUGUCCUUUGUACAUCUUAGUUGUGCUCGUCUGCCAGCACUGUAGAAUUACCCAGUGGAAUCACGUCUCAUGAUCACUACGAGCCAUUGCAUUUGUUGUAGUUCUUCCUCCGGUUAGGCACCUGAAGGACAUUGUACGUUCUUUCCGGCGACAAUUUCAACUUGUCUUUCAUCAUGAACUUCAAUGCUUCAAUUAUGCAGCAUAUUCAUCAACAUAAUGUCAAAUUGUGCAACCGGUGACACUAGUGACCUGAGGAAGCGCAUUGCCUUCCAUGUGAGGUCAUGAACUUAUUGGAAGAAGCAAAAGCUGGAUCUGGACCUUUGAAUGUUGGACCAUCACUUUUGCCAGCUCAUCUCUCUGGGGGUACAGGGAGCACCCCUCCUCUGUCUCCUCGGAGUUAUGGCUCCCCAAUGUCUCCUAGGUCUCCUUUCAGCAGACGUGCUGGGCCUAGCCACUUUAUACGAGACUCUCCGUUGAAGAAGAGUAGUGAACCUGUUCGAGAAGUUAUACCGCAGUUUUAUUUUCCAAAUGGCCCUCCGCCAUCGAAGGACACUAUCGAUUCAUGUAUGACUCGAAUAAACCAGAUAUUUGGAGCCUUUCCAGAAGGUCUUCCUUUGGCAGCAUUUACAACCGUCACUAAGGAUGUCUGCAAACUGCCCUCCUUCUUUUCUAGUCCUUUAUUCAAAAGGAUCGAUGUCAACAAUUCUGGCAUUGUUACAAGGGAGAAAUUCAUAGAAUAUUGGGUGGACCAAAAUAUGCUGGCUAUGAACACUGCAACUCGCAUUUUUACUUUGUUGAAGCAACCAGACAAGAAUUUCCUUAGACAGGAGGACUUUAGGCCCAUAUUAAGAGAGCUGCUAUUGACGCAUCGCGGUCUAGAGUUCCUACAUGAUUCCCCGGAGUUUCAAGACAGAUAUGCGGAAACUGUGAUCUACAGAAUAUUCUACCAUGUAAAUAAAGCGGGGAAUGGCCGGAUUCAACUGAAAGAGUUGAAAAAGAGUAACUUAAUUACUGCUCUUCAGCAAGUGGAUGAAGAGGAAGACAUCAACAAAGUAUUGCGGUAUUUUUCGUAUGAGCAUUUUUACGUCAUAUAUUGCAAGUUCUGGGAACUAGAUUCAGAUCAUGACUUUUUCAUAGACAAGGAUGAUCUCCUUCGAUAUGAAAACCAUGCGCUCACUUACCGAAUCGUUGAGCGCAUCUUUUCUCAGGUUCCAAAAAGAUUCACCAGCAAAGUUAAGGGAAAGAUGGGUUAUGAAGACUUUGUGUGGUUUAUACUUUCAGAAGAGGACAAAUCUUCAGAACCCAGCUUAGAGUACUGGUUCAAGUGUGUGGAUCUGGACUGCGAUGGUGUGAUUACACCGAAUGAGAUGCAAUAUUUUUACGAGGAGCAACUUCAUCGGAUGGAGUGUAUGGCUCAGGAGCCUGUUCUUUUUGAAGAUGUUGUUUGUCAAAUGGCUGACAUGAUAGGGCCAGCGAAAGAGGGACAAUUGACACUUCGUGACCUGAAGCGGUGUAAAUUAUCUGGGAAUUUUUUCAAUAUUCUCUUCAACCUGAACAAGUUCGUAGCAUUUGAGACUCGUGACCCUUUUCUCAUUCGUCAGGAGAGGGAGGACCCAUCAUUGACGGAGUGGGACCGGUUUGCACACAUGGAGUACAGUCGACUUUCAAUGGAAGAAGACGGCGAGGAUGCUUCGAACGGCAGUGCAGAAGUCUGGGACGAGCCUUAUGAAGCUCUUUUCUAACUCUCUGCCGUCUCUCAAGAUUCAUUCUUUUUAAAAAUCUUCGCAGACGCAGACAGAACUAUGGAAUUUCUUCUGAGUUUUAGCAACUGGUCCGUGCAAUUCUUUCAGGGUUUCUCAUUAUAAUUGUAGAGUGUUGUUUGGGAGAGCGUAUUGAGUCGAGAGUCAGGGUUCUACGAAAAGACCAUACGAUGCAUGCGACAUUUGUACAGAACUCGAAUGGCAACAUUGUAUGUCUUUAGGAUGUACAACGUCAUAUGUUUCAGGUCACCAUCUCGCCAUGUACAGGUUCUAAGUUGAGCUCAAUCGUCCAGCUAGAAACAAGAACCUAGUGUGCGCAUAUGGUGACAGCCAAUACUUCGAGGCCAGGUCUGCAGAGGUCCGCUGUCAAAAAACUCUUUGAUCGCUUGCUCAUCAAGUUUCGUUGUCUUGGUACAGAACAAUGAGGUACAUCGCUUGGUUCCAAGAUCGCUCUUUGUAUAACAUUCACUCAAUUGUUGUGUAGCACUUCGCUGAAGUUACUUCAUGUUAUCAAUUUGGUUUUGGUGGUCAUUGGUGGUUUCAUGAGACCCCUUUGUCUUCUAUCACAUCCUGUGACUCUUUCAGUCUUAUUUUAGUCCUGCCCAACUGGUCAGUUGGACGUUUAGUGACGUGUAUGUACAUAAAUCUCUUUCUGAUAUCCACAAUUAGGCCUCAACUGUGUAGUGCUCCAGCAGGUAGGCAUGGAGUGCUCUAAGCUGUAUUUUCUUGUGAUAAUCUUUUCCUGUAGUCCUUAAGUUCCAGUCUUUAGUCUUUGGUCUGUAAGGUAGUUUGGUUAGUUGAAACAGUGAAACGGCUUCUCCGCACCAUUGUUUACCUAAGCAGACAUCCAUGUCAUACAAACGAACAUUUGUUUUUGAAGAUUUGCAGGUUGUGGAGCUAUCCUGAGGUUUUGGGAUAAGACUGGUUAACAGAAUUCCCUGAUAACGUGCGCCACUUGAGCUUUUAUUUUUCA
Molecule: messenger RNA, 3623 nt
Organism: Physcomitrium patens
Lineage: Eukaryota; Viridiplantae; Streptophyta; Bryopsida; Funariales; Funariaceae
Product: serine/threonine protein phosphatase 2A regulatory subunit B''beta
Biological process (GO): protein dephosphorylation
Cellular component (GO): protein phosphatase type 2A complex
Molecular function (GO): protein phosphatase regulator activity; calcium ion binding
Source: RefSeq, a predicted model, not a curated record